CGGACACCGCGGCGGAGCACCAGCGGAUCCUGCGCGAGGUGGAAAGCACCGACACCAACUGCCUCGGGCCGACGCUCAGGGUUGCUGUUGGACUGUGGGGGGGGGGUUCCGUUGCAGUCCAAAAGACUCCUCUAACUUUGAGCUGUGACAGCUGGGUUCGCCUGUAUCAGUCACCAACACAUGAUCAGUCUACGAUGGGCAAGAGCAUGGGCUCUUCAUGGAGAAGCUGGAGGGGCGGAUUCGCAACCACGACCGCGAGAUCGAGAAGAUGUGCAACCACCACUUCCAGGGCUUCGUGGAUUCCAUCACGGAACUGCUCAAAGUCCGUGGGGAGGCCCAGAAACUCAAGGGUCAGGUGAUCGAGACCAAUCGGAAGCUGCGGAACGACGGCAAGGAGCUCCUGGCGACAAUGGACGAGCUGACACAGUGCCGUCUGCAGCAGAGGAACAUCGCCACAACCAUCGACAAACUGACUCACUGCCUGCCAGUGUUGGAGAUGUACAGCAGACUGCAGGAACAGAUGAGAGCUAAAAGAUACUACCCAGCUCUGUGCACACUGGAACAGCUGGAGCAGAGCUGCCUGCCGAGGGCUGGGGAGUAUCGUUUCUGUGCCAUCAUGGCGGAGAACAUCCCAGUCCUCCGCGCCCACAUCAGGGAUGUGUCCAUGUCCGACCUCAAAGACUUCUUGGAGAGCAUACGCAAACACUCGGACAAGAUUGGAGAGACCGCCAUAAAACAGGCACAGGUGCAGAGCUCUCGGGACAAUGCCAUCACACACCAACAGAGGGCAGGCAGUGGGCGGAGAUUGCGCAAGGAGGCGGGGUCAGGCACAGAAGUAGACCAAUCGGGUGGCAGUCCACUCUCAGAACAGGAUUCUGGAAUACUGGAUGUAGAGGAUGAGGAAGAUGAUGUGCCGGGAGCCCAGGACUUGGUGGACUUCUCCCCUGUGUAUCGCUGUCUGCACAUCUACACUGUCCUGGGUUCCCGGGACACAUUUGAGAACUACUACAGGAAGCAGAGAAGGAAACAGGCUCGACUAGUGUUGCAGCCAAAUUCUAACAUGCACGAGACCCUCGAGGGAUACAGGCGGUACUUCAAUCAGAUUGUAGGUUUCUUUGUAGUGGAGGACCACGUCCUGCACACCACCCGGGGGCUGGUGAACAGAGCCUACGUGGAGGAGUUGUGGGAGCUGGCCCUGUCCAAGACCAUAGCAGCACUACGAACCCAUUCAUCGUACUGCACCGACCCCGACCUGAUCUUGGACCUGAAGAACCUGAUUGUGCUGUUUGCGGACACGCUGCAGGGCUAUGGUUUUCCCACCAGCCAGCUGUUUGACAUGCUGCUGGAGCUGAGGGAUCAGUAUGGGGAGGUUCUGCUGAAGAAGUGGAAUCGGUUUUUCAGGCAAAUCCUUGAUCAGGACAAUUACAGCCCCAUCCCUGUGGCGACACAAGAGGAGUACAGACGAAUUGCGGGCCAGUUCCCCUUCCAAGACCCAGAACUGGAGAAGAUGUCUUUCCCGAAGAAGUUCCCAUUCUCUGAAUUUGUACCCAAGGUAUACUCUCAGCUCAAGGAGUUCAUCUACGCCUGCCUCAAAUACUCUGAGGAUCUGCAUCUUAGUUCUACAGAAAUCGACGACAUGAUCCGCAAGUCCACCAACCUGCUACUGACGAGGACCCUCAGCAACUGCCUGCAGUAUGCCAUCAAGAAAAAGAAUGUGGGACUGGCAGAGUUGGUUCAGAUUAUCGUAAACACGACUCACCUGGAGAUGUCCUGCCACUACCUGGAAGAGUUCAUCUCCAACAUCACCAAUGUGCCUCCACACAUGGUUAACGCCACCAAGCUCUACGGCACCUCCACCUUCAAGGAUGCUCGGCAUGCAGCGGAAGAGGAGAUCUACACUAACCUGAACCUGAAGAUCGACCAGUUUCUGCAGCUGGCAGAUUAUGAUUGGAUGGCAGCCCAAGGGGGCGGGCAGGCCAGCGACUACCUGAGUGACCUCAUUGCCUUCCUCUGCAGCACCUUUUCAGUGUUCACACACCUGCCUGGCAGUCCCACAGAGCACGGCAGGCUGCCGGGGAAGGUAGCUCAGACAGCGUGCAUGUCUGCAUGUAAGCACCUCUCCACCUCCUUGCUCCAGCUGCUUCUGGAGGCGGAUGUCAGACAGGUGUCCAUGGGAGCACUGCAGCAGUUUAACGUGGACGUCAAAGAAUGUGAGAGGUUUGCCAGGGCCGGCCCGGUGCCUGGCUUCCAGGGGGACACUCUGCUGCUCGCCUUCAUCGACUUGAGACAACUGUUGGAUCUCUUUAUUCAGUGGGACUGGUCUACGUACCUUGCAGACUACGGACGUCCUUCCUGCAAGUACCUGAGGGUCAACCCGCACACUGCUCUUGCCCUGCUGGAGAAGAUUUCUCGAGCGAUGAAGGACACCAGUCGCAAAAACAGCGUGUUCUCUCAGUUCCGCAAGAACGAGCGCGACAAGCAGAAGCUCAUCGACACCGUUGUCAGGCAGCUGCGGAACCUCAUCGCCGCCCACCAGUCCUGAGGCUGUCUGGUUGCCAUAUUUCAGAACACCUUGUCCAUCCGAAAGUCUCGACUGGCCAUCUCCUCUGCCAGAGCAUGCAGAUCACCCUCCUGACACACCCAUGAUUUGGCUGGGGAAUGGAGGCGUAUCCUGUCUACCUAUCAGUAAAAGUAAAAAUGAGAGGGGGGUAAAAAACCCUAAAAGAACACACUUGCACUAACGUAUAUAUGGGUGCCACGAAUCUUUUAAAACAAGCAUGCUCCUCACUAUAGGGUGUGCCUGCAUGUUAAACUCUAAGGUGUGACUGGGAACCUUUCUCUGCGGUGUGUCUGAGAGUUAUACUGUUUGGGUGCCAAUGGUUGGUUGGUUUGUUUGUUUGUUUGUUUCUUGUUUAAGCUUUUUGUUUUAGCUCUUUGUUCCUGUGAGACUCUUCAUACUCUUCACGUCUUUUAUAAACACACAGAGGCCGAUGGCUUGUAACAGAGCUUCCUCUAUAUUGCUUUGCACAGUUAUGGGUCUCGGCUGAACUGGAACACCUGGUAAUCUCUCUUCUACAGUUAGAAUCACUGACUUCCAAUGACCGUUAGUAGAAACAAAAGCGAAAGCACGAGGCCAGUUAUUGCCUUUAUCUCUAACCCGUCCACAGGAACGCCAUCAACUGCCGACCUGACAGAUACAUAUAGAGCUCCUGUUGUUGAGGGGAGAGCUGAUUGGUUCGCUGUCGGUCUUCCAAUCGGCAUGCCUGCGUGUGCACACGCACGCGUGGGUGAACAUCUUCAGUUCUUAAAUAAAGACACACAUUUCUUAUUUUUAAUAAAUGUGGGUGCAAUAUUUACUUCAAACAUUUUUUUGUUUGUUUGUUUGUUUUUUGUUUGUUUGUUUUUUUUUCCUCAGAGGGAAUGAAUUAGAAAAUUUCGUCGCAGUUUGUAUUGUAAAAAAUGGAGGAUGUUCUGUUUUUACAUGUGUGCACAUGCGCAUGUAAACAUGAACCUGCCCUUUUACAAACGUGUGUAAUCAGAACCUAAAGGGGAUUCCUUCGCGCUCGCCUCACCUGUGAGGCGACUCUUGUGGUGUUUGAACUGGAGUGUGUGAGAGUGUUGCUGUUGUACUGGAUGCUGUUCUCCAGUCAUGCGAGUGCCUGUGCCUUGACUACCAGACUUCCAGGUUUGUGACUGUAGUGACUUCUGCACUGAAGCUGGACUUAGGUUUGUGACCGAGCUGUAGGACUGUGUGCGUGGGAGACAUGGGGAAUGCGCGGCAAUAUAUGUGAGUAUGCUGCUCUUGUAGUCAGUUUUGCAUGUAUAUAAAAACUAUUCCUUUUGUGUUUUUUUCUUUUUACUGGAUACAGGUGCACUGUGCAGACUGUAAUGUUAAACCACUAAUGAAUGACCUUACAAUACUAAUAAAGCCUAAAACAAAUGCCAAAUAAACAAACCACACGUCU
Molecule: messenger RNA, 3965 nt
Organism: Electrophorus electricus (electric eel)
Lineage: Eukaryota; Metazoa; Chordata; Actinopteri; Gymnotiformes; Gymnotidae
Source: RefSeq, a predicted model, not a curated record